Dendroctonus ponderosae (mountain pine beetle) is the source of this 1976-nucleotide messenger RNA. Its product is annotated as myrosinase 1-like. Lineage: Eukaryota; Metazoa; Arthropoda; Insecta; Coleoptera; Curculionidae. The record is from RefSeq and is a predicted model, not a curated record. The coding region runs from base 102 to 1619 and encodes 505 amino acids. Gene Ontology annotation, molecular function: beta-glucosidase activity. The transcript has 11 exons. Gene Ontology annotation, biological process: carbohydrate metabolic process.
AGAUAUAGCGAAUUCUUGCAUUAAAAUUAAUCGCUCCACUCAAAUCCGUUUAUAUAAAGUGAUUGCGUUUAAACCUUCGGUGGUCAAUAGUAUUUUGAAAAAUGUUGAAACUCUUGAUCUCAUCAUUUUGCGUUUUCUUCUGCUUCAGCGCUUCAGCUGAUGAAGUAAUUAUUAACACGAAGCCGUUGCCAGAAGGCUUCACUUUGGGUGUUGCAACAGCUGCUUUUCAAAUUGAAGGUGCAUGGGAUGAAGGCGGAAAAGGUGAACAAGUAUGGGAUUGGUUUAUGCACACAUAUCCAGAGAAAAUCGAAAACGGCGCCAAUGGAGAUGUAGCGUGCGAUUCCUACCAUAAAUGGGAAGAAGACGUGCAACUUUUAAAGGAUUUGGGAGUUAAUCAUUAUAGACUCUCAAUUUCCUGGGCCAGAAUUUUGCCUGAUGGUUUAGCCAAUAAUUAUACAAUUAAUCAGGAGGGAGUUCAAUACUACCGAAAGUUAUUUGAGGCUCUACUUGAGAAUGGUAUAACCCCAUACGUUACCAUGUACCAUUGGGACCUGCCUAUUCCUCUGCAGGAGUUAGGAGGGUGGCUUAACCCAAUUAUUGCAGACCACUUUGCUAAUUAUGCUCGUAUUUGCUAUCAACUAUAUGGGGAUAUUAUUAAGAAUUGGAUUACUUUGAAUGAACCACAUACAUAUUGCGUUUUGGGCUAUGGAUCAGGAUAUCAUGCACCAGGUUACGUGCUUCCUGCCACAGGAAUUUACCAAUGCGCCUAUACUAGUGUUUUAGCACACGCCAAAGCCUAUCACAUCUACAAUGAUGAGUUUCGAGCUGAUCAGCAAGGAAGAGUUACAAUUGUCAUUGAUAGCUCUUGGAUGGAACCUAUUACCGAUACGGAAAAGAAUGUAGAAGCAGUUCAAAGAAUGUUCGAUUUUUCUGUAGGAUUAUAUGCCCACCCCAUUUACGUUGGUAACUGGCCUGAACGUGUUAUAAAUAUAGUGGAUGCUAGAAGCACAUUGGAAGGAUAUUCUUCAUCCAGAUUACCGUCAUUUACAGACGAAGAGAUCGAAUAUAUUAAGGGCACAUUUGACUUUUUCUGUCUGAAUUCGUAUUCAACUUAUUUAAUAGAACAUAUAAAUAAUUGGGAUGAAAUGAUAGAUCCCAACGGCGCUUCAUUCGAUUUAGAUGCAGGUGUUUCCUAUUCUUUCGACCCAUCUUGGCCAUCAGACGUGAAUUGGGUCAGCAGAGUACCACAAGGCUUCAGAAAAAUAUUGAACUAUGUUUACAACACAUUCGGCCAGCCAGAAAUUGUUGUGACAGAAAAUGGAUGGGCUCAAAACCUUACCACUGUAGGGCUAGACGAUCAAGAUAGAAUUACAUAUCUCAAACAAUAUCUAAGCGCUCUUCUUGAUGCCGUUUACGAAGACGGAGUAAACGUAACCGGCUACACUGCAUGGAGUAUCCUGGAUAACUUAGAGUGGGCGCAUGGAUAUGAGCAAAAACUAGGUUUGGUAGAGGUAGAUUUCAGCAGUCCGGAAAGGACUAGAACGCCCAGAGCUUCGUACUAUUGGUAUCAAACGGUUACUCGUAACAGAUGUUUAGUGGAAAACUGCGGCCAGAUAUAAAAUCGUCUUAUGAUUAAUAUCCCUUUUUCAAUUGUAUUCAAUAUGCGGUCAUUUGGGCACUUUUUGUUCAAAAUCCCGUUAAGAUCAGUUGAGUUGGCAAGAGUGUUUAAAUUAAAUAAAACUACAUGUUUCUCUCUUGCACAGUUAAUAGAUUAAGAAUUCGAUGUUAAAAAGUCUCUGACAACAAUGGCUCAACAAAUUAAAACACAAGGUAUUUCUAAGUUUUUUUUUUGUUAUGAUUCAAUGCUAAUGGAAACUUUGGUAUGUCUUUACUUAAUGUACACUUAAUUAUGUCCUAUUUUGCAAGACAUUAACUAAUAAAAUAAACCGAUUUUAGCAGUUUCAAUAUUAAAUUAA